AUGCCACGUGGAUAUGACGCUUGUGGUCACGGCUCCUGUGGUCGUGGUGCCCAUGGUCACGGCUCCCGUGGUUGUGGUGCCCAUGGACGAGGCACCCGAGUUACCCAUCCUACUCGAGCACAUCCUGCUCCCGUUGUUGAGGAUCCAAUUCUUGAGGUCCUGAUAUGGCCUGUUCCUUCAGUUGCUCUGGUUCCCCCACCUAUCCCCCCUCCUCAGCCUGCUGUUCCGGUUUUGGAGGUUCCUGCUCCGCCGGCUGCACCUGUGCCUCCACUUGAGGUAACUGCCACCCUGCCUUUCCGACAGUACCUAUAA
Magnolia sinica is the source of this 312-nucleotide messenger RNA. Its product is annotated as leucine-rich repeat extensin-like protein 3. NCBI's taxonomy places the organism in Eukaryota, Viridiplantae, Streptophyta, Magnoliopsida, Magnoliales, Magnoliaceae. The transcript has a single exon. The coding region runs from base 1 to 312 and encodes 103 amino acids. The record is from RefSeq and is a predicted model, not a curated record.